This is a messenger RNA of Pestalotiopsis fici W106-1, 1857 nucleotides long. RefSeq lists its product as uncharacterized. The record is from RefSeq and is a predicted model, not a curated record. Lineage: Eukaryota; Fungi; Ascomycota; Sordariomycetes; Amphisphaeriales; Sporocadaceae. Gene Ontology annotation, molecular function: hydrolase activity, hydrolyzing O-glycosyl compounds. The transcript is spliced from 2 exons. Bases 1 to 1857 code for a protein of 618 amino acids.
AUGCGGCGCUUUACACCAUGGCUCAUUCUUCUACGUGUGGCGUGCUUGCUUCCCGGCACCUAUGCAGACACCAUAGCCGCUGACAAUGUAACCGCGGAUCUAUCCAGCCUGCAGACGUGGUGGCACGAAAAUGGCGAGAUCAAUUAUGAGACUCCAGUUCAAGAGGGCAAUGUCCGGCAAUCGCAUGUCUAUUCUGCGUGGGUAAAAUCAACUGUAGAUACCUCAAACACUUACUACAACACGUUCGUGUACGAGACCAUCCCUCGAAAUGGCCAAGGCAAUAUCAUCAUCCCUGGUGAUCCUACCUCCACCACUACCGCCGACGAUGCUGUUACGAUAGAAGCCGAUAUUUGGAUUACAAUGGCCUGGACGCAAUUUCUGUAUUCAUCGGACACAUGGGUCAAAGUCACCCGUCGCGGAGAUAACCCAUCAGUGGCAAGCAACGUAGUGAUUCGUCCAACAAACCUCGACUUGACGGUCACGGAUGACGGGGCUGGCAAUGUAUACAUACUUGUACCGUAUAGUGCCCAAGGACUCAGAUUCUCGGUCGAGUUCAAGGACAAUCUGUACGACUACCAUGACAGCUGUGCGACGACGACUUGUGACUUUGUCCAGAACUGGCACUCGGAUGGACCGAAUUAUGUUUCGUCGUUCACCGAUAAAAACCCCAUCAUGGGGACUGAGCCGCAUGAUGCUCUUCUCAUCUUUGCUAGCCCGUUCCCAUCUGAUGAUCUGGUGCCAGAUCAAACAGCAGCGACAACCUAUAUCGUACACCCUGGAGACGUCCCAGAUCUUAGUUCCAUCAGCAAUGAAGUAGUGUAUUUCAUGCCUGGAGUGCACUACAUGCCAGCAACCACUCACGCGACACUGUCAAGUUCUGUCAAUUGGGUCUAUUUGUCUCCCGGCGCCUAUGUCAAAGGCGCGAUGCAAUUCACCACAGAAGCGACCUUGAUAAAAGCAACAGGCCACGGCGUGCUGUCUGGCGAGAGAUAUGUCUACCAGGCCAAUACGGCUGAGAACUACACCAACACAAAGAGCAACAGUGAUUCCCUACGUAUGUGGACCGGAGACAGUACCGACAACGUACAGCAAACCUUCUUGCUCGCCGGACCAACAACAAAUGCCCCCCCGUUCAACUCCAUUGAUUUCAAGGGAGACUUGACCACCAUCUCCAUUCGCCAGUUUGACUACAAGCAAGUUGGUGCCUACUUUGGCCAGACAGACGGGACGACAUUGUACAAGGGCUCCACUGUUCGCGAUACUUUCUACCACUCCGGAGACGAUACGAUCAAAACCUAUGGAUCAAACGUAUUGGUUGAGAAUGUCGUUGUCUGGAAGGGCAAGACUGCCCCCAUCAUUCAGUAUGGUUGGGCAUCCCGAAACAUACACAACAUUACUGUCAAUGGUGUAAACGUCAUCCACAUGAGAUACAGCAGCAAUGGCUCGCACCCCAGUAUUAUUGGAGCUAACCAAGUCUAUGACAUCUCCGAGUCUCUGUCGAAUAAUGCAGAUCUGUCAAAGAUAAUGUCAAAUGUCUAUUUUGGCAAUAUCAGAGCAGAAGGUAUAGGAGGCAACUUGAUGCGGAUCUGCCCAUUAUCGAAUUACAAGAACUUUACUCUGGAGAACAUCAGUCUCGAAGCUUUUAGUGUAAAGACAAACGGUAUCUAUAAGAGUGAAUUGCCACUCUUUACGGAUUCCACAGGGACCGUGGCAGCAUUGGAGGGGUUUGUCAUUAAGAAUUUCUCAAUCAACGGCACCCGCAUCACGCAGGCUGCUGGUAAUUACGGCCCCAGCAGUCUUGGAGCCCUCCACAUUGCCUCUACAUAUCUCACGAAUGGCAAUGUGACAAUUAUUUGA